Messenger RNA from Drosophila elegans, 1687 nucleotides. Its product is annotated as UDP-glucosyltransferase 2-like. The record is from RefSeq and is a predicted model, not a curated record. NCBI's taxonomy places the organism in Eukaryota, Metazoa, Arthropoda, Insecta, Diptera, Drosophilidae. The coding region runs from base 45 to 1634 and encodes 529 amino acids. Gene Ontology annotation, molecular function: UDP-glycosyltransferase activity. The transcript has 2 exons.
UCAGGUGGUGCACUUAAUCAGUCUGCCGUUACCGAUCCACCAAAAUGGUUCACAACUCGUGUCGAUUUUUGCUGUUGGCGAUAGCCAUCGCUGCUUUAGUAGGUGACUCCCGGGCUGCCAAUAUUCUGGGUCUCUUUCCGAGUCUCAGUCCCUCGCACUUGAUCAUCCAAAUGUCGGCGGCCAAGGUUCUGGCCGAGAAGGGACACAAUGUGACUGUGGUCACAGUACUAAAACCAGUGGUGACCCACAAAAACAUAAACCUGAUCCUGGUGCCGCUCACCAAGGAGGAGGCGCAGCAGAUGAGCGACACCGUCGGCGCGAUGGCCAAGAACGACAAUAGCAACAUGGCCUUAGCCAUGCUCAAAAUGUCGGGACAGAUGGAUUUUAUGUUUAGGAAAAAUGCCGAAACCCUGCUGGACGAUCGAGUGCGGGAUCUGUACCUGAAUAGGGAAAACAAGUUCGACCUGGUUCUAUCUGGAUACUUCAUGAACGAUUUCCAGCUUGGAUUCGCAAGGAAGGUCAAUGCUCCCGUCAUCGUCGUAGCCACCAUGCCGCCCAUGCAAAUGUUGAACCCCCUGAUUGGAAAUCCACUGGAGAUUUCUUACGUAGGAGCCAAUCCCGUCGAAAUAGGCAAGGGUGUUCCCUUCUUGCAGCGCUUGACUACCUAUAGCAUGAGCCUCGUCUUCGGGCUCUUCGAUCUGUUUUCCACGCGACGUAAUCGGAAUUUGUACAAGGAAGUUUUCGGUGAUGAUCCCAACAUGCCCGAGUACUCGGAAAUGAUUAAAAACACGUCGAUGAUAUUCUUCGCCUCCCAUGCGGCCAGCGAAGGACCUAUUCGACCCAAUGUCCCAGCUGCAAUUGAGAUAGGAGGCAUUCAAAUAAAGGACACGCCGGAUCCGCUGCCCCAAAACAUGGCUUAUUUCUUGGGCAAUGCCACAGAUGGGGCCAUCCUCCUGUCCUUGGGUUCCAAUGUUCAGGGCACCCACCUUAAGCCGGAAACGGUUGUCAAGAUGUUCAACGUCCUCUCCAAACUGAAGCAGAGGGUCAUCUGGAAGUGGGAGGAUCUGGAGAAGACCCCUGGAAAGUCGGACAACAUUCUCUAUUCGAAGUGGCUGCCGCAGGACGACAUCCUGGGCCAUCCGAACAUUAAGCUUUUCAUCAAUCACGCCGGCAAAGGUGGUAUAACCGAGGCUCAGUAUCACGGAAAGCCCAUGCUUUCAUUGCCCGUUUUUGCGGACCAGCCGGGAAACGCAGACGGUAUGGUGAAAAAGGGCUUCGGCCUGACGUUGAGCCUGCUCACAUUGGAGGAACAGCCCUUCCUCGAGGCAAUUCUGGAGAUAUUAUCGAAUCCUCAGUACUCCCAAAAGGUUGCCUCUUUCUCAUCUCUGUACCGCGAUCGGCCAAUGACCGCUCGGGAAUCGGUGGUCUACUGGUCGGAGUACGUCAUCCGCUACCAUGGAGCAGCCCAUCUUCAGAGUCCCUUGGUGCACAUGAACUGCAUAGCCGCCAAUAACAUCGAUAUCUUUAUCCUGUUCGUAUUCGUUCUAUUUAUAGCUAUACUGGUUCUAAAAGCGAUGGUAAAGUUUAUUUACAGAAGGUUUAUAUCGAAGUCAAAGAAGGAGAAAACUCACUGAAAAUAUGUUUGUCAUACAAUUAGUUAUACUUAAUAAAUAAAAUUAAAAUAUAA